Mustela erminea (ermine) is the source of this 1492-nucleotide messenger RNA. RefSeq names its product G protein subunit gamma 8 (gene GNG8). Lineage: Eukaryota; Metazoa; Chordata; Mammalia; Carnivora; Mustelidae. Gene Ontology annotation, cellular component: heterotrimeric G-protein complex. Gene Ontology annotation, molecular function: G-protein beta-subunit binding. The transcript is spliced from 3 exons. The record is from RefSeq and is a predicted model, not a curated record. Gene Ontology annotation, biological process: G protein-coupled receptor signaling pathway. Bases 409 to 648 code for a protein of 79 amino acids.
UACCCUGCAUGUCUCUGUCUCUGCCUUCUCUGCCAGUCUCUGGUGCACCUACUCCCUAGGUCUCUAUCUCUCCAAAUUUCUGUCUCUGCCUCUCUUUCUGCCACACUGCCUCUCUCGGCAACUCCCUACCCCCUCUCUUUGAACUUCUCUGUCCCAUUCCAUCUUCAGUUCUCUCCCUCUGGCCUCCAGCCCCCGCCACCGUUCUGUGUCCUGGUCUUCCUCCGGGGUCUGCAGCUUGCUCUCCCAACUUCCACCUCCGCCUACGGCUUCGGCGUUGGCGGGCCACGGGCUCCCCCGUGUGGCUAUCAGGGAGCAGUCGCGAGAGACCCGAGGGCUGAGUGUGGAUGCCCGCAGGCAUGUGCCUGAAGCUGGAGAGACACCGUGGGUGCCCCUGGGUGACACCGGGGAAUGAUGUGUGACGCCAAGAGACUGUCCAUGUCCAACAACAUGGCCAAGAUCGCGGAGGCCCGCAAGACGGUGGAACAGCUGAAGCUGGAGGUGAACAUCGACCGCAUGAAGGUGUCGCAGGCGGCGGCCGAACUCCUCGCCUUCUGCGAGACGCACGCCAAGGACGACCCGCUGGUGACGCCGGUACCCGCCGCGGAGAACCCCUUCCGCGACAAGCGCCUGUUCUGCGUUCUGCUCUGAGUCUUCCUGACCGCUUACCCGCCCCUGCCAAACUAUGGAUCCAAUAAACGUGGUGACUGUGGUGGGACCCGUGCUUUGGGGGAAUGUGAGGCACGCCCAGAACUUGGGACCGUCAUGGAGGAACCUGCGUCCCUUCUCAUCUCUUCUGAGUGUGUGUGGAAUGUGUUGGGGGGCGAGGAUUCGCGGGGUGUGUGUGGGCGCGAGGCUUGCACGGGAGGAAAUGCGCUCUCUGGGCUCUGACCUCCACAGAGCACUCCACGAUCCUGAAUUUAUUUAAUCAUUUCCAUAGCCCCAGAAGGCCGCUGGCUGCUUGUAUAGUACCCAUUUUGCAGAUGAGGAAACUGAGCCAAAGGAGGUCCCUUAUACCAAGUCACAGAGCUAGGAGGUAAUGGGGUGAGGACCAUGGCCUCCAGCGCUGAAUCUCCGAACCCCCUGAGCUGGCCUCUCUCCUCUCUUGGGCUGUAGAUUUUUAGGAGUCCCUGUGCCCGUCGCCCCUUUCUCACUUCCCUGAAUGACCAACCCCUGCCCCAGGCUUCUUACCUCUGUCCUUAGCACUGAUCUCUGUUUGUUGUUCAUUCAUUUCUGUGGUAGCUGCUGUGCGACCAGUCUCCUUGGGUAAAGCUAGGAACCUGGUUGUGACUGAGACAUCCCUGGCCUUGCCCUCUUGGGACUCAGAAACCCUUGGGAGGGAGACAGACCUAUUCCCAGAUAAUGGUGACCCUGAGCGGUCAGGGCUGGGGUGGGGGAGCUCAGAGGGUAUACUUGACUUAGCUUAGGAAUCAGGGAGGACUUCCUGGAGGAGGGGACACCUGAGCUGAGACAGGGUGAUAAUAAAACUUGGGAA